Molecule: messenger RNA, 4280 nt
Organism: Octodon degus (degu)
Lineage: Eukaryota; Metazoa; Chordata; Mammalia; Rodentia; Octodontidae
Gene: Tjp2
Product: tight junction protein 2
Exons: 21
Coding region: 140-3421 (1093 amino acids)
Biological process (GO): cell-cell junction organization; establishment of endothelial intestinal barrier; protein localization to cell-cell junction
Cellular component (GO): plasma membrane; bicellular tight junction
Molecular function (GO): cell adhesion molecule binding
Source: RefSeq, a predicted model, not a curated record
CCGCCCCCGUGGCUGAAGGAGGCACAAAGAAGUGGCCCAGCACCGUGGGCACUUCGGCGACUGGGCUGCAGGUCUGACGGCUGAACGGCUGCCGAGAGGAGGCGGAGGAGCCGGCCCGGAGCGGCGGCCCCCCGCCGAGAUGCCUGUGCGCGGAGAGCGUGGGUUUCCGCCGCGGCGGGAGCUGUCAGGCUGGCACCGCGCGCCAGCAAUGGAGGAACUGAAAUGGGAACAGUACACGGUGACCCUGCAGAAGGUGGUAAAGCGGCCACGGGUAGUCCAGGUGGCCCCGCUGCAGGGCAGCCCUGCCCUCAGUCACGAUGACCGGGCCUUUGAUGUGAUGGAUGAGUUCGAUAGCAGGAGUUACCGCAGUGGGUACAGCGAGAGGAGCCGGCACAGCAGCCGUGAAGAGUUUAACCGCAGCUGGGAAGGCAGCCUGGAUCGGAGCCGAGCCCACCACCGAUACCAGGACCAGGACCGCAGCCGUGGCCGGAGCCUGGAGCGUGGCCUGGACUAUGAGGAUCGCCGUGCUCGGGACCGCAGCCGCGGCCGGAGCAUAGACGGGGACUACGAGCGGGACUACGAGAGGGACUACGAUCGCGCCUACCACCAGGCCUAUGGGCCAGACAGCCCAUCUGCGGAGAGUCGCCGCCGGGCCCAGCCGGAGCCCCGCUACGAGCGCCCCAGGAGCAGGAGCCAGGAGCACUUCCAUAAGCGGAGCCCCAGCCCGGAGCCCCGAGGCCAGCCUGAAUCCGAUAGGCACAUCGGGGUCCUCCUGACGAAGAGCAAAGCCAGUGAAGAGUAUGGUCUCCGGCUGGGCAGUCAGAUCUUCAUCAAGGAAAUGACCAAAACAGGUCUGGCAUCUAAGGAUGGCAAUCUUCAUGAAGGGGACCUGAUCCUCAAGAUCAAUGGGACCGUCACUGAGAACAUGUCAUUAAUCGAUGCCGGGAAGUUGAUAGAGAAGUCUCGAGGAAAACUCCAGCUUGUUGUGUUCAGAGACAGCAAGCAGACGCUCAUCAAUAUCCCAUCGCUCAAUGACAGCGACUCAGAAUUGGAAGAUAUCUCAGAAAUGGACUCAGUCCGGUCAUUUUCUCCAGAGGAGAGACGCCAGCAGUAUUCUGACUAUGAUUACCACUCCUCCAAUGAGAAGCUGAAGGAGAGGCCGAGCUCGAGAGAGGACGCGCCGCCGGGCAGACUGUCCAGGAUGGGGGCCACCCCCACUCCAUUCAAGGCCUCGGGGGAAGGUGUAGCUGCUGUGGUCACAGAGACCAAAAAGGAGCCCCGAGCCCAAGAGGAACCCCCAGCUCCUGUACCCAGAGCAACCCCAAGAACUUUCCUCCGUCCUAGUCCUGAAGAUGAAGCAAUAUAUGGCCCUGACACCAAGAUGGUAAAGUUCAAGAAAGGAGACAGCGUGGGCCUGCGACUGGCCGGUGGCAAUGACGUUGGGCUGUUUGUUGCUGGCAUUCAAGAGGGCACCGCGGCGGAGCAGGCGGGCCUGCAGGAAGGAGACCAGAUCCUGAAGGUGAAUACACAGGACUUCCGAGGACUGGUUCGGGAAGAUGCCGUACUCUACCUGCUGGAAAUCCCCAAAGGUGAAAUGGUGACCAUCCUAGUCCAGAGCCGCGCUGACGUGUACAGAGACAUCCUGGCCUGUGGCAGAGGGGAUUCAUUUUUUAUCAGAGCCCACUUUGAGUGUGAGAAGGAAACUCCACAGAGCCUGGCUUUUACCCGUGGAGAGGUCUUCCGCGUGGUGGACACGCUGUAUGAUGGCAAGCUGGGCCACUGGCUGGCUGUGAGGAUCGGGAAUGAGCUGGAGAAAGGCUUGAUCCCCAACAAAAGCAGAGCUGAGCAGAUGGCCAGUGUCCAGAAUGGCCAGCGGGACAAUGCCGGGGACAGGGCAGACUUCUGGAGAAUGCGUGGUCAGAGAUCUGGGGCGAAGAAGAACCUGAGGAAGAGCCGAGAAGACCUGACAGCUGCUGUGUCCGUGAGCACCAAGUUCCCAGCGUAUGAAAGGGUUCUGCUGAGAGAAGCUGGUUUCAAGAGACCUGUGGUGUUAUUUGGCCCCAUCGCAGAUAUAGCAAUGGAGAAGUUGACAAAUGAGUUGCCUGACUUGUUUCAAACAGCUAAAACAGAACCAAAAGAUGCAGGAUCUGAGAAAUCUGCUGGAGUAGUUCGGUUAAAUACCGUGAGGCAAAUUAUUGAGCAGGAUAAGCACGCGCUGCUGGACGUGACUCCGAAGGCUGUGGACCUGUUGAAUUACACCCAGUGGUUCCCAAUUGUAAUAUUUUUCAACCCAGACUCUAGACAGGGUGUUAAAAUCAUGAGACAGAGGUUGAAUCCGUCGUCCAACAAAAGUUCUCGAAAGUUAUACGAUCAAGCCAACAAACUCAAGAAAACCUGCACACAUCUCUUUACAGCUACAAUCAACCUAAAUUCAGCCAACGAUAGCUGGUUUGGCAGCUUGAAAGACACCAUUCAAAAUCAGCAAGGGCAAGCGGUGUGGGUGUCCGAAGGAAAGAUUGAAGGGAUGGAUGAUGACCCUGACGACCACAUGUCCUACUUAACCGCCUUGGGCGCAGACUAUCUGAGUUGCGACAGCCGCCUCAUCAGUGACUUUGAAGACACCGACGGCGAAGGAGGUGCCUACACUGACAAUGAGCUGGAUGAGCCGGCUGAGGAGCCGCUGGUGUCGUCCAUCACCCGUUCCUCGGAGCCGGUGCAGCAUGAGGAGAGCAUAAGGAAACUCAGCCCAGAGCCACCAGCUCAGAUGAGGAGGGCUGCUAGCAGAGAUCAACUUAGGGACAGUAGCCCACCCCCAGCAUUCAAGCCAGAGCCACCCAAGACAAAAGCCCAGAACAAAGAAGAAUCCUGUGACUUCUCCAAAUCCCAGGAAUACAAGUCAAACCCCUCUCUCAUGGGAGGUGAUGAAAUUCCCAGGACAGCUGCCAGAGGUGGUCCUCCACCUGUUGCUGCGAAACCCUCCUUCGGACGAUCCAUCCAGAAGCCCUCCAUUCCUGUCCCUCCCCCUGAGAGUGAGGAGGUCGGGGAGAGCAUCGAGGAGCCAGAGGACGCUCCCAAGUCAGUCCUGGGCAAAGUGAAAAUAUUUGAGAAGAUGGAUCAUAAGGCAAGACUACAGAGGAUGCAGGAGCUCCAGGAAGCGCAGGAAGCACAGAUUGAAAUUGCUCAGAAACAUCCUAGUCUCUAUGCUGUUCCAAUCAAAACCCCCAAGCCAGAUGCCGGCCUGCCACCACACAUAAGUUCCAGACUCCCCGAGCCACAGAAAGGCCCCUCCAGAUUCGCUCCGAACGUGCAAGGAGGUUAUGGAAGCGACGCAGAGGAGGAGGAGUACCGCCAGCAGCUGGCAGAACACUCGAAGCGCAGUUACUUUGGCCAGCCCUCCAGGUACCGCGACACUGAACUGUAGGAUCUGGACAUGGACUCUUCCAGGCCCCUCGGAUGCUCCUGCGAGGGCAUUGGGAUCAUUCUGUAGCAGACGUGCACUGCGUGUGGUGGACGCCAAAAUCGGGUUCUCCUGGGGACCCCAGGUGCCAGCCAACGUAUAAGAACUAAGACUGGGGCCAGGGAUAUAGCUCAGUUGUACAAGUACCUACCUGGCAAGUGCAAGGUCCUGAGUUCGAUGCCCAGUACAAAAAAAAACCCACCUAAGACUGUUUGUGAAACCACGGUAGAGAAGUAUAUUAUGGCUUUGUGCUCAGAAUUGAGAAAAACACUGCAGUCCCAAGCUGUUACUUCAGUGAACCAAAAUCUGUAUUAAUGUUGUUGGUGUGUUUUAAUAUGUAUAUUAAGCAAUAACUCAAGGACAGCUUCAGUGUGAGGCUGAAUGUGAAAAAAAAAGAAAAUACACUGUUGAACUCAAACUAAAUUUAAAGUAUUUUGCUCUCUAAAGUGCCUUUGAUAAGAACUGUCUUAAAUUCUCCUUUAAAGCUUUAUGCAAAGCCAUAAUGGACUAAAACUUUAUCUUGGCUACAUUUUUUAUACCAGUUUAGCAGCUGUGGUUUUCCUCUGCACUGUGUCAUCUUUUCAGUGUUCAUCUUUGUAAUAUUUUCUAUAAAUUCUGAUUGUACAUAUAAUAGCUAUACUUGGUAAUUUGGCUGUCAAAUGCCAAAUAGCUUGAAGGCUAACAAGUUGGGAUGGACCUUACUUGUUUAGAAUCAUGUACUGCACAAAAGACAGUUGAUAAGAACAUUUUAUUUCCACGAGUUUGUGUAUCGAUGGCCGUCAUUUUUAUAAUUUAAUAAAAAGAAAGAAUACAUUGUGAUCAA